UUGUCAAAGAUCCUAAUCCCACCCCCUGGAAAAAAAUGUGGUAGUAGUCUAAAAUUGCAUAGCUGGGGGAAAGACCCUGGGUUUACAUGGAAAACUUAGUAUUAAUCGCGUUUGUGCGUGUUUGUGUUUUGUAGGUUCGGGAUGUGUGUUGUGGUCUGUAUUUAGGCUGCAGUUUCCCUCUCGUUUGGUACAAACCCCAUGAAACGGCAGAGAAACCCUUUGGAAUUGCUUUUUAGAUAGACCUUCCGUAGGGUCUUUUAAAGUUUAUCAAAAAAGAAGACUGUGUUUUGGUUUUGUUUGGGUUUUGUUUGGUUGGGUUUUUUAAAAUUUUUUUAAUGUUUUCGACAGUUUCCGGGUGGCAGGGUACGUUAUGUGUUGUUUUUUUGGGCUUUAAAAAAAUUUUUUUCCUCUUAAAGCCGUCUCCCAGACUCUUGGAGAUGCGCGAUUUUUAUUUAAGCGGAUGGGGGGGUGGGGGAGGAAGAAGAGCACGUUUUGGUUUGUUUUUCCUUUUCCCGGGGAAGCCUGGAUGUCUCCUGCCGCGGGAGACCCCUUCCCGCAGGGCCGCGGUGUCGGGAGUGCCGGGGUGCCGGCGUUCGGCGGGGUGCGGGAGGCGCCGCCGGCCCCGCGCCGCUCCGGCGGCCGAGGUGGCGCCUCUGCCGGCAGCGGCCUCUACGCAAGGCCGGGGAUCGGCGGCCUAGUGCUGCCGGUGGGGGGAGGAGGCGAGCGGCACUUCCCGCGCCAUCCGUGCGGGAACCAGCCCCGGGGUUUAGAUUUUCGAAUGAGGCACGGGAAUGCGAGCUGGGUGGGCAGGAAAGCAAGAGCAAGUGGCUUAGGGAUAGGCAGCAUCCCCCCACAGCUCUCUCCUUGCUCCUUGACUGCGCUGCAGUGGGGGCAGGGGGGAGGGUGGCCUGUGGUAAUAGGUGAAGGUGUUGUGUGUGGAACACAAGGCUGAAGGGAGCGGAAAAUGAGAGGAUAUCUACCCAGUUUGUGAUUCAGUCACCCACUUCACUGGCUCAUGCUUCCUUCUGAAGGCAAGAAAACUAUUUUGUCUGUCUGUAGCAUUUUAUUCCUGUCUGGCAAAUGGUUUGUAAUUUAUUGACAAACUGUGAAUAAAGUUCUCUCUAGGUGCUGGACCAGAGAGGAUAAAUGUCUCUGGACUGAAAGGAUAAGAGCUUUAUAGUGGAGAUAUAAAUACUCAAUAUUU
This is a messenger RNA of Ficedula albicollis (Collared flycatcher), 1204 nucleotides long. RefSeq names its product collagen alpha-2(VIII) chain-like. Bases 461 to 952 code for a protein of 163 amino acids. The transcript is spliced from 2 exons. The record is from RefSeq and is a predicted model, not a curated record. Lineage: Eukaryota; Metazoa; Chordata; Aves; Passeriformes; Muscicapidae.